AUGGCUGGUGAGGACUGCGCCAUCUUUGAUGGGCUGCAUCGCCUGGAACGCCUGCUGCUGAGCAACAAUUCACUGCGUUACCUAUGCGAUCAGCUGGCCUCCAGCAAUCAUUCAACCAGCGCGCUAUCGGUGCUCGACGUGCGUCAAAAUAAACUAAAGCUGAUCAGCCCACAGCUGAUAAGUACACUAAAUACAAGUGCAACGAUAACGACCGCUUAUCUUUCGGAGAACCCAUGGGCUUGCAACUGCAGCGCCCAACCACUGCUCAACUUCGUCAAGAAUAAUCGCAAACGUUUGAGCGAUGCGCGCGUGAUGCGUUGCGAGAAUUCGCAGCUGGCACGCUUAAUUGAAUUAUCCUUUCGUGACUUUUGUCUGCCAGAGAUCGGCGUGCGUACAGUGUUGGUUGUCAUAAUUGUAUGCAUGACCGCAUUGGGACUAGUGCUCACCACAACUGCGCUCUGUUAUUACAAAUAUCAUAUGGAAUUGAAAAUUUGGCUAUAUGCGCAUCGUCUAUGCCUUUGCUGUGUGAGCGAAAAAGAUGUCGAUCGUGAUCGCAAAUGGGAUGCUUUCAUUUCGUAUUCACAUCAUGAUGAGCAAUUCGUGGAGAAGGAGCUGGUGCCGGGCUUGGAGCAGGGUCCGCCAACUUUCAAGAUUUGCAUACACGUGCGCGAUUGGCUUGCCGGCGCUUACAUACCCGAGCAGAUCAUUGACUCUGUAGAGCAAUCGCGUCGUACGAUCAUUGUGCUAUCACAGCAUUUUAUUGAGUCAGACUGGGCGCAGAUGGAAUUUCGCACAGCUCAUCAGUGCGCCGUGAAUGAGGGACGUUCGCGUAUCAUUCUUGUGGUUUAUGGUGAAAUUAAAGAUACAGAGCCGCUGGAUCAAGAGCUGAGAGCCUAUUUGAAGAUGAACACCUACUUGAAGUGGGGUGAUCCAUGGUUUUGGAGGAAACUGCGCUACGCAAUGCCACAUGCGCGAAGCGGGAGAUGGAAACUUAAAGGAGAUGCCAGCGAAGUGGAGAACAAUGAAGGGCCUUUGGAGUUUAUGGAGAGCGCAAAUACACAAUGA
This is a messenger RNA of Rhagoletis zephyria (snowberry fruit fly), 1065 nucleotides long. Its product is annotated as protein toll-like. Gene Ontology annotation, biological process: signal transduction; innate immune response. Gene Ontology annotation, cellular component: plasma membrane. NCBI's taxonomy places the organism in Eukaryota, Metazoa, Arthropoda, Insecta, Diptera, Tephritidae. Gene Ontology annotation, molecular function: signaling receptor activity. The record is from RefSeq and is a predicted model, not a curated record.